UUAUUUAUGAAAAUUAUCACGAUGAGAUCUUCAGAGAGGAAGAUUUAAAUUACUUAAAAGCAUUUUGUUUAAUUCGUAGAAAAAUAUAUAGUGAAAUAUGCGUAUACUGUUAUGCCAAUAGGGUGAAAAGAUAAAGAUUAACCCAAGUCAGUUUCAAUGUCGUCAGAAUCAGGAUCUUGACUACCAUCUUCUGGUUUAAAAAAGCUGGGUAUGAUACUAAUUAAUUAGAUUUCAAGCAUGAUUUAGUAAAUUUUACUGAAAUAUGAGCAUCUUGCAGUUUUUUAAGAAGAAAAAAAAUGAAGUAUCAGAAUUUUCAUGUACUUCUAGUAAUACUAACUCAUCAAAAAGUUCCUGCUAUUUUGUUGCACAUAAAUAUUCAUCCACAGUAGAACACGAUGAUGAUGAUGAUGGAUUAGGAGAAGCAAUGACAUUAAGUCUUAGUUCUCGACUAAAGUUAAAACGAAUAAGGAGUUCUGAAGCUAUUAAUGUAUCAAAAGAGAAGAAAAUAUAUAAUGAGAUAGAAAAAGAAACUAGCUUAGUAUCUGAAGAAAAUAAAAUUUUUGCAAAUAAUUUAUUAAAAAAAAACAUGUGCAAUUCUGAAAAUGUUACUGAAGAAAAUACUGCAAUGAGAAAACAUUCAGAAUUAGAAAACUCUCCUGUGAAUAAAAAUGAUAAUCAUGAAAUGGAUAACAUACCUUAUUAUUUGAAAAAUUUUAAAUAUAUUUUGGAUUGUGUGUUUCAAAAUGAAGAUUAUGCUAGACUUUUUAAUGAAGAAGAUCAAAUUAUCAUACAGAAAUUUAACAGUUUAUCAGAUCCAGAACAGAAAUUAUUUGUUCGACUAUUUCAAAGAAAGAAUAAAUGGUUUCGAUCUAGUAAAUUAGAUUAUUCAGAAAUUGCAACUAACAUUAAAGCAGUUUUACAUAAUUUGUACAUAAAUAAUUUUUUGUUAGAUGUUAAAAAUAUUGAUGAUGUAGAAUGUGCAUUGAACUUACUAACAAUUCCUGAAUUGAGAAAUCUUUGUAAAAUGUUCCAAAUAAAACUUUUUCAAAAAGGAAAAAAAGAAAUGAUAGCCACAUUGAUUAAACAAGGAAGACAAAAUAGAUCAAUUUUUUCAUUUGGAGAUAUUACUAAUGUACUUCUAAAAAGAGCUAAAAGUAUUGCUGGAGAUUGUUAUAAACUUUAUCCUGAAGCUAGAGAAGUUUUCAUUCGUGUGAUGAUAUUGUUCUCCUUAACAAGUUUAAUUGAAAAUGAAGAUGAACCUGGUGGUGGUUUACAGCAACAAUUAUAUACAUUACUCAUGGUUAAUACAGGUAAAAUUGUAUUUCCUGCUUAUAAAAUAAGUCAGAAAACAACUCUCUUCCAAACUAGAAAUGAUCUCAUCAUGUAUGUAAAUGCAAAACAUCUUGAAAGUGAAAUUCUUCAAAAAAUGGAAAAUAAGAAAUUUGAAGAUGCUUUUCAAUUAUUUAAUAAAGCAAAAGAAGAUUACAAUCACUAUAGUUCUCAAAUGAAGAAUGAAAGGUACAGUAAGUACUUAACUGAUAAAAUUCAUAUAUCAUGAGAAAUACAUAUAGAUAACUUUAAUCUUCUAAUGUACUAUACAUUAGAACAGGGCCGGAUUAACCCACUUUGGGGCCCUAGACAUUUUCUUCUUACUGGGCCCUCUCCCUCUCCCACAAGAAAUAAAGCACACACAAAAUUUAAAACCA
Molecule: messenger RNA, 1706 nt
Organism: Centruroides sculpturatus (bark scorpion)
Lineage: Eukaryota; Metazoa; Arthropoda; Arachnida; Scorpiones; Buthidae
Product: fanconi-associated nuclease 1-like
Exons: 8
Coding region: 263-1558 (431 amino acids)
Biological process (GO): interstrand cross-link repair
Cellular component (GO): nucleus
Molecular function (GO): 5'-3' exonuclease activity; 5'-flap endonuclease activity; flap-structured DNA binding
Source: RefSeq, a predicted model, not a curated record